Pararge aegeria (speckled wood butterfly) is the source of this 1068-nucleotide messenger RNA. It is a transcript of the gene CPG8, whose product is annotated as fibroin heavy chain-like. The coding region runs from base 46 to 1068 and encodes 340 amino acids. The record is from RefSeq and is a predicted model, not a curated record. Lineage: Eukaryota; Metazoa; Arthropoda; Insecta; Lepidoptera; Nymphalidae. The transcript has 3 exons.
AAAACAACAACCUUUUUUCGGGCUUUAAGCGUUUAGCUAAUAGCCAUGGUGUUUGUUAUUAAGACAGUGCUCUUCACAGCACUGGUCUACAGUGCGAGUGCAGGACUAUUGAGCGGUGGUCACGAUUCCUACGUAUCAUCAGCACUGAAUGCACCAUCCGCCAACUACGGCCCACCUUCCACGUUGUAUGGACCACCUGCUGGGUCUGGACCGAUAGCAGACAUCAGUGGUCCUUCAGGUGGAGCAUUGGAGGCUCAUAUUGGGCAUGAAGAACAUGGCUCAGCCAUUGAAAGUGCUCCGGUAGUAGAAAGCCCGUCACAUGCUAGUGGGCCAGGUUACAGCAGUGGGGCAGGUUACAGCAGCGGGGCAGGUUACAGCGCUGCAGCAGAUUACAGCGGUGGAGCAGGUUACAGCGGUGGAUCAGGCUACAGCAGCGGUUACGGUGGGGCAGAUAUUGGUGGCUAUGACGGCGCAGGUCUUGAAGGAGGUGCUGGAAUCGACGGUGCUGCUAUCGGAGGUGCCGCUCUUGCUGGAGAUGGCCUUGGGGGUGCUGGCUUAGGAGCAGGUGGAUUGGGUGGUGCUGGCAUUGGAGGUCCUAGAGUAAUUGGAUCUUAUGUUUCCGUUGGUCAACCUGGUGCAGCGACUUCGAGAUAUGAACUGCAAUCCGUUGUACAGAACGUCGUCCGUCGCAUUCCUGUAGAAGUAACUCGCCACAUCCAAAUAGCUGUGCCCCACCCGGUGGCAGUCCCUGUACCCCAUGAAGUCAAAGUACCAGUACCACAACCUUACCCCGUGCAUGUAGAUGUUGUCAAGCACGUGCCUUACCCAGUAUACAAGACGCACCAUGUCGAGGUCGACAGACCAGUACCAGUUGAGGUCGUAAGGGAAGUGCCGUUCCCCGUAAUCAAGAAAGUCCAUAUUCCAGUAGAAAGGCCGUUCGAGGUCAUUAAGAAAGUUCAUGUGCCCAUUGAAAAGCACGUUGAAGUACCAGUGCCAGUGUGGAAGCCCUACCCCAUCCACAUCAUCAAACACGUUACCCACUACAAGAAGAAGAGCUGCUGCUGGUGA